CUCCGGUUCUGGAUGAGGCCAGUUCGCCUGGACCCGCCUGCCUGCAGAACCCUGCUGCCUUCGGGAUUGGCUGAACGCAAAACGCAUUCUGACGGUCGAUGGAACCUUGAAAGUCGUUCUCAGGACUUCACGCCGUCGGAGCUGUAUGUGGCUGCUCUUCACAUUUUGCAUUUUUAUGAGAAAUGAACUGAGGUGCAUCUUCUAUUGUUUCCUGAACAUCUUGCUGAUCCUUCUAUGGACACAGACUGAGGUGCCGGCACCAGUCAAGACAGUGUAACGCGGUGAGAAGAAGAUGCCAGUUCCACCUCCUCCACCUCCCCCGGGAGCUCCCCCUCCUCCGUCUUUUAAUGAUAGGCCGAGCCCCCCGAGUGGUAAAGGAAGGGGGGCGCUGUUGUCGGACAUCUGCAAAGGCACCAAGCUGAAGAAGACUGUCACGAAUGAUCGCAGCGCUCCAGCUUUAGAUAAUAAACCAAAGGGAGGUGGUGGAAUAGGCGGCGGUGGAGGGGGAGGAGGUGCAGGCGGAGGUGGCUUCGGAGGUGGAUCUCCAGCUGGUCUAGGUGGACUGUUUGCAGGUGGGAUGCCGAAACUUCGAUCUGCAGGAAACAGAGACACCACAGACGCAGCUCCAAGUCGAGGACCGAUACUCCCCCCGGGAGGUCGUUCGUCCGGCCCCACUCCUUUUGGUGGUAGUGGGAGCCCCAGUGGUCCAGCUAGAUUUCCCGGCUCGUCUGCCAGCUCCCGUGCCAGUGUUCCUGACCUUCCAAAGGGUCGUCCCAGUUUCUCACGACCGGACACUCCGGGAGGGCCCCCUCCGAUCCCUAACACUCCGCGACCCAACCAGUCUCGUGGGGGUCCACCACCACCACCUUCAAUGCCAGCAUCACCGAGACCGAGUUAUUCCUCUUCACCCUCUCCUCCUAGUCUUCCACCUGGAAGACAUGGGCCACUUCCUCCACCACCAGGGGGCUCACCAGGGGCACGGUCCAGCUUUUCCAGCCCUCCUCCACCUCCACCACCCUCAAACAGCAACCGGCCUCCUUUACCGCCAGCCCCUGUCGGGAGGCCCCCACUCCCCGAUGACCGGCCUCCGCCACCACCUAUUGGAGCUCCGCGUCAAGCUCUGUCUCGAGACAUGCCGCCCCCUCCGCCCUCUUUCAACUCCAAGCCCUCCUCAGUCUCAUCAUCUCCUCGCGCAUCAUUUGGUGGGGGUGCACCUCCCCUCCCACCUAGCCGACCCGGACCCCCUCCUCUUCCUCCUUCUCCAGUGGUUGGAGAUGACCACAACACCCCUCGGCUGCCGCAGAGGAACAGCUCACUCAACAGCCACGCUGCGUCUCCACCACAUGGCCGAAGCGGACCCUUGCCACCUCCGCCCAACGAGAGACCCCCAGCUCUUGGAAAGAACCAGCCCUCAGUUCGCACAGGGCCUCUCCCUCCCCCUCCAUCCACGGGUCGGAGCUUUGGCGGCAGCAUGAGAACAUCACCUGCUCCUUCACCUGUCGGACGACCAGGACCUGAGCCCCCCCGAAGUGGACCAGGCAGACCCCCCCUCCCUCCAGACAGGCCUGGGAUCGGAGGGCCCCCUCUUCCUCCUCCUCCUAUGGGUAAUGGCUUCCAAACCUCCCACCACCAGACACAAGCAGAUGAGUGGGAGUGUCGGUUCAGUUUCCACCCCGUUUCAGACCUCCCUCCACCCGAGCCCUACGUGCCCUUCCAGAAGACCUACCCAAGCAAGAUGACCAAGAGUGAUGGCAAAGGGCCAGGCAGGAAAGAGCGCGGAGCCCCACCUCUUCCUCCUAUACCCAGGUGAAGGAGUGAUGCAAGCAUGAAGAACUCCGGGGACACUCUCUUUGUUUUUGCUUUGACCUUCAACAGUUAUUGGAGAUUCAGUUAACCACUGUGACACCACAAAAGAGAAACGGAUGCAAGUUAACCACAGUGCAGAGUUAUGUUUGAGUGUUCAGUUUUGGAAAGUUCAUGAGAGGUCUACUCACAGCCCUUCUUUCUGUUCAUUACUAACCCUUUGCUUCAGUUAUAAUGUGGGAUUGUAGGGGUAACUAUGCAACCACAGGCUUUCCUCAGGGUUGUUCUGAAGCUGUGUCUCUGUAAAGUUCUCCUUAGUGCCUUUCUAUUGUCAUGCUUAAACCACGAAGGAGUCAGCAGGGAUGCCUCUUGUGCCUUAAAUUAUGUCUGGUAUCGAACUUUUCAUGAUGUAAACAAAGGAGAAGCAAUAUAGCACCUUUCAGACCAGUAGCGGCGUCACCAACUCCUUCCACACACACACAUCAAACUCAAUAUGGCACCAUCACUGCUGCUGUGUUUAAUUUGCCAAAGCCACACGUGCCAUGUUUGUCUGUUUCUUUUGGAACCACUCAACGGUACUUUUUCAUUUGACUGUCAGGUGCUGUUGAAUAUUAUUUUUGCAGCAUUGGUUUACAUUUUUAAUGGGUUUCUAAGUUGUUUGUUAAACGGUGCCGCAAGUCACAAUGAAGGAUGAGUGUAUAUGUGAUCUGGUUUAAAAAAAAGGUUUGUUUUAAGUUAAGUUUCAGAAAUGUGCAGUAUUAUGUUGUUUCUGCUUCACCCAGCUGUGCUUCAGUGUUUUAUAUACGUGAUGUAUAAACAUGUGCUGGACAAUCAAGCCAAAGUAUUUACAUCAGUAAAUAAAAUGCUUUAAGAAGUCCUUCUGUUUUGUUUUUAAGCCUUGAGAAUUAUUUCAACCUCAAUUAUAUGAUUUUAAUAGUUUAUGAGUCUGUCCACCAACUUUAUUCCUCUUCAUUAGUACGUCACACAACACAACUGUUUUCAAUGGAAACCAAUGACAGUAAUAAAUGAAAAUAUAUUUAAUUAUUAUAUAUGAUUUUCUAUAAAAAGUAAAACUUAUUUUAUUUUGGGGGGUCAAAUGACCUUGCUAUAUUACUUUACUGCAGUCUGAUGGUGGUUGUAGUAAAACUGGAAUAAAAAAAUAUAUACUUAUAUAGUAAAAAUUAAAGCAAUUUUUGCAAAUAGUUGAAAACAAAAAUAGAUCAAAUAUAAUGGCUGAAUUAAGAGAGAUCUAAAGAUGCACCACUGAAUGAGGGUGCACAGCAGUAAGAUUACAUCACACUUAAGAAUACAAAUAAAAAUUAAAAAAAAUUGCAACAGCAAAGCAAGGAAGACCAAGGAUCUA
Molecule: messenger RNA, 3166 nt
Organism: Synchiropus splendidus (mandarinfish)
Lineage: Eukaryota; Metazoa; Chordata; Actinopteri; Syngnathiformes; Callionymidae
Gene: wipf1b
Product: WAS/WASL interacting protein family, member 1b
Exons: 10
Coding region: 293-1810 (505 amino acids)
Molecular function (GO): actin binding
Source: RefSeq, a predicted model, not a curated record